CUCUGAUAUAUACACAUACCAUAGUUGCCCAGUACUGAAAUCCUAUCACCAAUGAUAAUUCUCUGUAUUGAGGAUAGUAUUGAGGCCAAGGGCCACAUGUAGCUGCAAUCACAAAGAUCCAAAAUCAUUUUCUUUCAAUAAAUAUUCCGGACCGGGUGGACUCCAUCCUUUGUCGAUAAUGCAAUUUCUUUCACUUUCCUUUAAGCUAGUAAGCUGGAACAUAUAUUUAUAUGUAGUUUCGACGGGAAAUAAGUAACUUUUCUUAAAUCUUCACAUAUGUUUCAAUUAUUCAAUACAAAAGAUGCCUGUAACUACAAGAUCUCAGUCUGAAAAAGCUUCAUCAUCCAUUCCACAUGAUGCGGAACCUCAUUCUGCUGUCAAAUCUUCUUCUAGAAACAAGAGCCAUCUCAAAAGCACUGUUCCAAAUGACUCGCUGAAUCUUACUACUUCCCCAAGACCAACUCCUCAGCCAAAACAAAAUCACAAAAGGCGUCGCCCAUUGCCAAAAAAGGAAUCGAAAAGACCAUUUUCCAAAAGUCGGGAUCUUGGAAAAGACGAACCAAACCAAACAAGCACGACCCUUUCCCCGCUCGACACCUUCACUCACUACUUCUGCCAAAAGUGCGAUUGCCCACAAGGGAUUUUUGCGUCCCUCGCUAAUAGUUGUGUUGAGUGUGGACACCGAUUUGAAGACCACCAUGACAUGAACAAUCCUUGGUAUCCGCAUCCUACGUGCGAGUAUAUUUGUGAGAGAUCUGAUCUUGUUCACGCAAUUUUGCAGCGAGCAAGGGAUUUGCGGGUAGUCGUUAUCCGUUCUAUUCCUGGAGUAGGCAAAAGUGUACUCCUUAAACUCCUGGGCUAUCAUAUACACAAAAACUGUCCUGAUCUAGAGCCGAUAUUCAUUAGAUGGAAAACGAUAAAAGAACGCAACAAUCUUGAAUAUGACAAAUAUUUGCAACAGGAAACAGAAAUAUGGAAAGCAAAGAACGCUGAAGUUCGUCCUCACAACCCAGAAGCUACCGAAAUAUUUCUAAUCGACGAAGGCCAAAAUUCAUAUGAGGACAAUUCUUUCUGGAAUGCACGGCUUAAAAAUAUGAACCUUCUCUCACAACCAAAAUUCAUAAUUGCCUCCUGUCUUGAUAUCUACAGUCUUCCUGUUCUUCACGAAUCAGAUUCUUUCGCCCAAAUGAGCCGUAAAGAUUCUUUUCUAUACCUCGAACUGCGUCCGUCGGCUGAUGAUAAAAAACAUCUACUUUUUAAGCCAGUCGAAACACACACUAUGAUUAUAAAGUGGGCUACAGCACAUAACUUUCAGCUUGAAAGUGGUGUCUCCGAAUACCUCCAUGCUGUUACUGAUGGACAUGUGCGUAUACUCGGCGUCAUCUUGGAAAUAUUAAAGGUCCGUUUUCCUGAUCCAAGUUUUUCAUUUCAUACACACCUCCCUAACAUACGGAUUUGUGUUUCCUUAUAACUUAUUCUACUAUAGCCCAAUCAAAAGAUCAACCAUCAACGCGUAGUUACGCUCGGCUUAUGCUAUUCCUUCAUUCACGAUGAUAAUGAAUUUCUACUACAUAUGUUGAGGAUAGUGGGAACGGGGUUUUGGACACCUAAUGUACAGGCUUUAGUAAGACAAUAUUUUAUUGCUUCUUCUUCUUACUACCAUAUUCCAGUUUCGAAUAUUGUAGAAGCAUUACGCAAAGUGGCAAGAUUACCCCAUGGCUAUACCCUACCAGCCCGUCACUUGGAUGACCGGGCAUUGACUUUCUGUCACGACGCCGGUUUACUGCAUACGGAACAAAGACGACCUGGAAGUGAGGAAACCACAUACUUUUUUGCUUCCCCAAUACACCGAACGUAUGUAUGUUUUACUUAUUUAUCUAUCUAUAAUAACCUUCCGUUUAUAUUGACUGUACACCACAGAAUCGCAUGUCGUCGCCUUUUUGCAGCUUCGGAACCAGAUACUAUUCAGGAUGAAAUCACUCUUCAGCAAACGUGCUUCAAUGCGAUUGGACGGUUUAAUUUAUCUAGUUUGAAAAAACAUCUCGAGAAACCUUUUGAAUGGAAGAGGCUUCUAAAUACAGCAAUCCAGAACGAGAUGUACUGUUGCCUCAAUCCAGAGCUUCAUAAUAUAGAAAUUAUUUCCGAAUAUUCUUAUCUUACAAAUGAACGACUCGAUUUCUAUAUCUUUGAAAAGAAAUGGGGCAUUGCAAUACUUCAAUGUAGGGAAACAGAAGCAAUGAAUGAAUAUAUAAGUCAAUUUCGUGUCGGAGGCAAAUAUCAUGGAUGGGGUGCCAUGGACGAUUUUAUUAUUCUUACUUUUUGGUGGAGAAGUGGAGGCCACACACUAGAUAUUAAAGGUAAUGUCAUUUCUUAACUUUGAGAUGAUAUCUCGUUCUAAUAUCAAACUCUUCGUCUUUAGAUGUCGAUAUACAGUCUCACAUUUUACAAGUCGCUAUUGAUUUUGAGACAUAUACUGUGGAGCUAUAUACAUAUGACGGCAAACUACAACUCACCCUGGACUUGGGCCGAGAAAGACAGCAAUCCCAUUCCAUAGGGCCUGAUACAAAUCAAGAGAGCGUGGAUCCUUAGAUGCAACUCUGUGGUUCGAAUUUUUUUCUAAACGAGUCUGGGGAAGCGAAGCAAGAGUGGUGGAGCUGACGAACGAAAUCGCUCAACUGGAAGCGGCUCAUAUAAAGUUAAUUCAGAAAAUCGAAGGAAAGAAGCUUUGAGUGAGAAAUCAAAAGAGGUGGAUAUUCUUUUUUGUUUUUAUUGUUGGAUUGAUG
This is a messenger RNA of Sclerotinia trifoliorum, 2783 nucleotides long. The record is from the annotation of a GenBank genome assembly. NCBI's taxonomy places the organism in Eukaryota, Fungi, Ascomycota, Leotiomycetes, Helotiales, Sclerotiniaceae.